This is a messenger RNA of Neogale vison (American mink), 1207 nucleotides long. RefSeq names its product ssu-2 homolog (gene SSUH2). The transcript is spliced from 12 exons. The record is from RefSeq and is a predicted model, not a curated record. Gene Ontology annotation, molecular function: heat shock protein binding. NCBI's taxonomy places the organism in Eukaryota, Metazoa, Chordata, Mammalia, Carnivora, Mustelidae. The coding region runs from base 1 to 1131 and encodes 376 amino acids.
AUGGACAGGGAUCUGAGUGAAAACGACAGUGUGGUGGACCUCAGCUUUGAGGCCGAGAGUCCGCUGGCACCCCCUGCUGAGCUCCUGGAGAGAUUGCCCAGCUAUGACUGGCUUCUUGAAGGAGGUGGACGGCAGAUAUUCUUCCCACCUCUGGAGGCUCCCGGGAGACCUUUGGAACAAAGGUGCUGGUCCUCAUUCAUGGAACACAGCAGAGUCCCUAUGGUGACAGAGCAAGUGGCUCGGGAAGCCCUUCUCAGCUUUGUGAGCUCCAAAUGCUGCUACGGCAGCGCGGCUGCCGGUGACCUCAUCAUCCAGGAGCUCAAGCAGCAGACUCUCUGCAGGUAUCGACUAGAGACUUUCACUGAAUCCAGAAUAAGUGAAUGGACAUUUCAACCCUUUACUAACCAGUCAGUGGAUGGGCCGCAAAGAGGGACCUCCCCCAGGCUUUGGGACAUCAAAGUCCAGGUCCCCCCGAUGUUUCAGGAAGACACGAGGAAGUUUCAAGUCCCUCACUCAUCACUGGUCAAGGAAUGCCACAAAUGCCAUGGGCGUGGGCGUUACAAGUGCAGCGGCUGCCACGGGGCAGGCAUGGUGAGGUGCCCGUCCUGCAGCGGAGCCAAGCGCAAAGCCAAGCAGUCCCGCAGGUGUCCGAUGUGCUCAGGGUCUGGCAGGCGGAGGUGCAGCACGUGCUCAGGGAGGGGCAGCAAGACCUGUGCCACCUGCAAAGGGGAGAAGAAGCUGUUGCACUUUAUCCAGCUGGUCAUCGUGUGGAAGAACAGCCUGUUUGAGUUUGUGACUGAGCACCGCCUGAAUUGCCCUGGGGAACUCCUUGCUAAAGCCAAAGGAGAAAGCCUCUUUAAGGAUGAAAACACCAUGGUGUACCCCAUUGUGGAUUUCCCGCUGCGGGAGAUCUCUCUGGCCUCGCAGAGGGGCAUCGCGGAGCACAGCGCCGCCCUGCCUUCCCGCGCACGAGUCCUUCAGCAGCGCCAGACCAUUGAGCUGAUCCCCCUCACAGAAGUGCAUUACUGGUACCAAGGACAGACUUACGUCUACUACAUCUACGGCACAGACCACAGAGUGUACAUGGUUGAUUACCCUGAGCGGUACUGCUGUGGCUGCACCAUCAUCUGAUGGGACCCAGCCAUCUCCAGAGCCGGGAGGUUACUCAUCAUUGGCUACAUCGGACAAUCCUAUACAAACCCUGGGG